CGCUGGGGGACAGAGGGCAGGGACUAUGGGGCUAGCAGAUCUCCUUGUCCCGCUCCUUUUCCUCGGGGUGGCCGGUGACCCACUGACGAUAUACACCCUGCCCUCCUCCUCGGCUGUGCUGGGCUCUGCAGCACUACUGAAAUGCCGGUUCAAUAUCGGGGGGCCAAUCAAUCUAACUGCCCUGCAGGUUCACUGGUAUUUCUCAGAUCAGAGUAUGGCGCAGUACGACAGGGGGAAGGAAAUAUUUGCACCCCGGGUGAGCAUCUCCGAGCAGGAGUUACUGAUCGGGAACGCCUCUCUGGGGAUGGAGGACAUACAAAUGUCGGAUGAGGGGCAAUAUAAAUGUGUGGUCAGGUACAGUGCAGAGCAGCAGCAGAGCGAGACGACCCUCAGUGUGUUCGCUGCUCCCAGACUCUCCAUCCCCCGGCGAUCGGCCGGGACAGACACAGCGAGCUCCUUCCCCUGCCACGUGUGGGGAUUCUACCCUGGGGAUGUCACCGUCACGUGGCUGAGAGACGGGCGGGUUCUGACCAACGUCACCCGCUCUGCCCCCCAGAGGAACCCAGAUGGGACCUUUAACCUCACCCUGACCUACACCUUCACCCCCACCACGAGCGACUCCGGCAGCAUCUUCUCCUGCCGCGUCAGCCACGCGGCUCUGGCUCAUUCCCUGCAGGAGGAGUUCCCCCUGGAUGUCACAGUCCCAAGAGCAGGAGUGGAUCACACCAGCGCCGCGAUCGGGGCGACCCUGGGGAUCCUGGUCGCAGGGGGAGCUGCGGCUGCAAUAGCCAGUUACUGCCGGAGACAGCGGCGGGCGCGGAAAGGUCCUUACCAAGCAGUGGAGACGCCAACCGAGGACCCAGCUGGGAGCAGAGAGAAGAUGCGCGGCGAGGACACGGUGCUGAUGGGGAAUGACGGGGUCAGCGAUGCCGGGGAGGGGCCCGAGCAGCAGCCGCUGUUCCCUGCUCAGGGCCAGGGCCAGAGUGGGACACAGGAGCAGGACGGGGCGCAGGUCACAGCAAGUUCCAAUUCUUCUGCAUCAAGAGCAUCUGACGUGGGCCCAAGGGCGUCAUCCUGGAACACACAGGGGGGCCCAGAGGCAGAGGGGCCAUCCCCGAACAUGGAGCCAUUGGGGGAGAUGGGAGCCCAGGAUGAGGAGCGAGCGGGGGCAGCCUCCCCACAGACACAGCCGGCGGUGCAGGUGGCAUUCCCAGCCCAGCACAGUACGGCUGGGGAGGAGGGAGAGACGGAUCUGAGCCAGCACAGUGGGGAGGUGAUGGUGCCCACCAGCCAGCCCAAAGCAGGGGAACAGGGGGCACCCGGCAGCCAGGCCGAAGCAGCUGCAAACAUGGUGCUGGAUCCUGCCCUGGAGGAAGAUGCCCAGGGAGAGUCUGGAGGUCUCCUGCGGCCCCCGGAGGUGUCGGAAAUCUCCCAACCCGAGUCAGUGACGGCGGGGGAGGAAAUCACCCUGAGCUGCCGCAUGGCGGGGCAUUUCCCUGGGGUGCUGUGUGUGACCUGGCUCAGAAGGGACAGGGGGGCUGGGGCGGCUGUUCGUAUACUGAACUCUGCCCAGUACAGAAUCGAGCCCGGAGCUCCCCUCACACAGGACGGGAAAAGCUUCCAGCAGGAGAAUAGACUCAGCUUCACCCCCUCGGUGCAGAGAGACCAGGGAGCAGAGUACAUCUGCCGGGUGCACCACGUUACUCUAAGGAAUCAGCACAUAGAGAAACACACCAGAGUCCUGGAGGUUACAGAUUCUACAAAAAACAAAUUAUCCAAGGGCAUAACCAGUGACGUGUCAGUUAAGGACCGGGCGGAAGACAACGCAGCCGACAUGGGCACAACCAGCGACAUGUCGGCAAAGGAGCCAGCGGGAGACAACACACCCAACAAGAGCACAACCAGUGACGUGUCAGCAAAGGAGCGGGUGGGAGACAACACACCCAACAAGGGCACAACUAGCAAUGUGUCAGCAAAGGAGCGGGUGGGAGACAACACACCCAACAAGGGCACAACCAGCGAUGUGUCAGCAAAGGAGCGGGUAGGAGGCAACACAGCUGACGUGGGCACAACCAGCGACGUAUCAGCAAAGGAGCCAGCGGGAGACAACACAGCCGACGUGAGCACAACCAGUGAUGUGUCAACAAAGGAGUGGGUGGGAGACAACACACCCAACAAGGGCACAACCAGCGACGUGUCGGCAAAGGACCCGGUGGGAGACAACACAGCCGACGUGGGCACAACCAGCGAAGUGUUGGCAAAGGACUGGGUGGGAAUCAACACACCCAACAAGGGCACAACUAGCGAAGUGUCAGCAAAGGAGCGGGUGGGAGAUAACACAGCCGAUAAGGGAACAACCGGCGAACUGGCCGAGGAUGGCCCAGGCAGCGCCACGCCAGCAAGCAAUGAGAAGGGAGAUGGUCACCAGCACCACCCCAGUGUAUAAAGUGCUGCCAGAUGCUGUGGUCUGUGCCCCACCAGCUGGGGCCCAGAGCCCGAAGCUGAGGCCAGUGCCACACGCGAGGGAGAUGAUGCAGACAGUGCUGAGCGGGAGGAAGAACCAGGAGCAGACGGGACAGCAGACGCCUCUGCAGGCAACUCAGAGGGGACAGCAGAGAUUGUGCUGCACCAGCUGCCCAGGCCCUGUGGCCACAGAUGCCCUGCUGCCAUCGCUCACUGGCUCUGAUCUCCCACUGUCUGACACGGGUCCCUGCCCUGGGCUGGAGCUGGCCACAGUAACUGAGGCUCCCUGAACUUGCUGGUCUGGGGGCUACUA
This is a messenger RNA of Dermochelys coriacea (leatherback sea turtle), 2776 nucleotides long. RefSeq lists its product as uncharacterized. Bases 26 to 2446 code for a protein of 806 amino acids. The record is from RefSeq and is a predicted model, not a curated record. The transcript is spliced from 8 exons. NCBI's taxonomy places the organism in Eukaryota, Metazoa, Chordata, Testudines, Dermochelyidae.